Calypte anna (Anna's hummingbird) is the source of this 2203-nucleotide messenger RNA. It is a transcript of the gene PVALB, whose product is annotated as parvalbumin. The transcript is spliced from 4 exons. Bases 279 to 611 code for a protein of 110 amino acids. The record is from RefSeq and is a predicted model, not a curated record. Gene Ontology annotation, molecular function: calcium ion binding. Lineage: Eukaryota; Metazoa; Chordata; Aves; Apodiformes; Trochilidae. Gene Ontology annotation, cellular component: cytoplasm; nucleus.
CCACUCUCGUCCUCCUCCCACCCCGGUCCCCUCAAAGGCAUCCCCGUUCCCUCUCUUUAGCCGAACCCCGGCGUCUGUGGGCUCCUCUGUGCUCUGCAAACUGGAGAGCGGCAGCCCACGGCACUUCUCCAGGCAGAGCUAUAUAGCUGGCACGGCUCCAGCCUCUCCCGGUGUGCCAUCCCCACACAGCACUGCAGCUUUGGUCAUAUGAGCAGAAAUGAUGAGAAAAGCACUUUUUAAUCUUUUCGCACUUGCUCCUCUGUUCAAACAGUUGCAGGAUGGCUAUGACUGACGUGCUCAACGCUGAGGAUAUCAAGAAGGCUGUGGGAGCCUUUUCAGCGGCUGAAUCUUUUAACUAUAAGAAGUUUUUCGAGAUGGUAGGACUGAAGAAGAAGAGCCCAGAAGAUGUGAAGAAGGUUUUCCAUAUUCUCGAUAAAGAUCGAAGCGGCUUCAUUGAAGAGGAAGAAUUAAAGUUUGUACUGAAGGGCUUUACCCCGGAGGGAAGAGACCUAUCAGACCAAGAAACAAAGGCUCUUCUGGCUGCUGGAGAUAAGGACGGGGAUGGCAAAAUUGGCGCUGAUGAAUUUGCAACUCUGGUGGCUGAAUCAUAAAGGCUUUGACCAAUGCAAACCCUUCACCCUUCCUUCACUGCCCAACUCCAACCACCUCCUGCUGACUGCUUUGGCUCCUGUUCUAUUUAUUUAUGUUAUUUUAUACUCCAGCUCUGUUCUCUGCAGUCCUGCAACUCUGUAACUGUGCUGUAAGACACUGUUAAAAUAAUAAAGGUCACAUCAAUCUGGGUUUUAUUCUCUAUCAAUACAAUUUGUUUCUUAUUUCAUGUGGGCUUGGCACAAGCUGAGAGAAAAUUUUACUCUUUUGCUGACAUCCCUGCUGCUUUAUCCCUUGCUAGGGUAAAGUGGGAAGAAAUUAAAAAAAAAUAUAUAUGCAUAUAAUGUUCAGCUCAAGUUCUGAACUGUGGAAAACUGAUUGCAUUAUUUUUAAACCAUCCCUGCUAAACAGAUGCAUACUCAUAGCCUGGAAAACCUCUAGUGAUGGCAAUUACCCAACUUAAUUUGGCAGUUUGUUCUUUCGAUUUAAUCAGUGUUAUAGCAAAGAAGUAUUUCCUAAUACUUAACCUACGUCUUCCCAAUGUAUUUUGCUGAUCAGUAAAAUUGAGCCUUGUCUGUAUCACUCAUUAAAUUUGCCUGGUGCAGGGGGAUUUUUGUAUAACAGCUUUGACAGUAGUAUCAGUUGGUGCCAAUCAUGCAUGGAGAUACCCUCGUAAACUAUAAGGUAAUAAGGUAAAUAACAGCCACUCCUGAAGCACAGGAUGUGUUUCCUUACAAUGUUACACAAUUAUCUAGGAGAGGAAGAAGGGAAUAGGCAUGAGAAACAACAGUAUGAAUUUCAGGAAAGGAAACACUAAGAUUCAGGUGUUGUGCUAUAAUUGACACUCCCUUGGCUAAAACAGUAUACCAAAAAAACCAAACAAAAAAACAAACAAACAAACAAACAAAAAAACCAAACAAAAAAACCCCACCCGAUUUGUUCUCAACCUUUACCAGAGAAGUGGAUGUAUUUAUUUUAGUUACACAUCGGAAACUGAGACUCAAGCUAAAGAAAUGACUACCCAACAGUAUGCUUAUGACAGAGCUGAGAGCUAAACAACUAUUUUCCAAACACUGUUCAGGAACUUUGGCACCCUUUUUUUUUUUUUCUUUUUUUUUUUUUUUUUUUUUUUUUUUUUAAGAAAAAAUUAAAGAGAGGAGGAAUCACUUUUAGGCAACAUCUUCCCCACAUCUUGACAGAACAGUGGUUGCUACUGCAACUAAAAGGAAGGAUAUUUGCCAUUUCUGGAUUACAAACUAUUCCCUGAAGCAAUAACACUGCAUUCCAUUCAGAUUUAUUAUCACUAAUUUAGUAUAAACAAAAGGAUAAGGGUGAAAUCCUCUCACCAUCACACUGUACAGAACAGCAUUCUCUGCCAUAGCUGCUACCCAAUGCUACUCGGGAAGCCAACAAACCCCCCCUAAAGCCAUUUUAGAUUUUCACUCUGUAGUAACUUGCAAGGAAGACUUUUUGCUGAAGCUGCUACGCUUUCAAAAGAAAUCCUUUGGUUUUGCACAAUGUAUAUAUGGAUCUGAAGAAUGUAUUGAUUUUUAAGUACUCUAAAUAAAGCAAAUGGAAUCGAGUUGCAAUGAAG